AUGGCCGUUCACGGGAGCCAAAGUGCUUACAAAGUGGAGCCGUACAGCACCGGCGCCUACAGUGUGGGUGAGGGUCCGCACUGGGACUACACAACAGAUACCCUGUACUUUGUGGACUCGUGGAGCACUCACUUCUACCACGAAGACCACCACACGAGCCCCGCGAAGCUCGACUCAUACAAUGCCACAGAUCCGGCCACUAUUGUCAUACCCUAUGCGGACAGCAAUCAUCACCUGUUGGUCAGUGUCCGUAACAAACUGGUCAAAUACGACACGACUACCCGUACGGCCGCACCGGUAGCUGAGUUGGCACACGAGCGCAAGGAGAAGUUUAAUGAUGGUAAGUGUGACGCCAUGGGACGCCUCUGGAUCGGCACAACUUCAGACCCGAUGGACCCGACCAUUAAGGGUGGUCUGUAUAAGUUACAACAUGAUCAACUAUCACAAAUGGCCACCGGGUUCACAAUGGCUAACGGUCUGGCCUGGAGUCCGGACAACACUCGGCUCUACCUCAUCGACUCCGGAGACCUGAAAAUCUAUGUGUUUGACUUUGAGCUGAAAAACGCUACAUUAACAAAUAUGCGAGUGUUUGUGGAUCUGAUCGCAAACCCUGAUUUCCCAGACGUUGUCGCCGGACCGGUGCCAACGGGACCCGACGGUAUGACCGUAGAUAAAAGUGGUAACCUUUGGGUCUCAAUAUUCAAUGGCGGACGAAUAGUUAGCAUUAAUCCCAAAACAGCUAGAGUUGAGCAGUCAAUACCAGUGCCGUCUCUGUGCACCACAACACCUAUCUUCGGGGGGCAGGCGUUGGAUCAGAUGUUUGUGACCACUUGUAUGUUAUACCAGGAUAUGAUUAAAUAUCCCAACUCUGGCAAAGUGUUUCGCAUUACAUCAGACGAGCCCGGGUUUUGGGGCGCUCGACACGCCUCCCAUUUUAACCCUGAUAUUUAAUAUUAUAUUAGCAUUGCUCAAUUAAAUAUGUUUAUAAUUUAU
This is a messenger RNA of Medioppia subpectinata, 993 nucleotides long. The record is from the annotation of a GenBank genome assembly. Lineage: Eukaryota; Metazoa; Arthropoda; Arachnida; Sarcoptiformes; Oppiidae.